Messenger RNA from Myodes glareolus (Bank vole), 10399 nucleotides. It is a transcript of the gene Ar, whose product is annotated as androgen receptor. Gene Ontology annotation, cellular component: nucleus. Gene Ontology annotation, biological process: regulation of DNA-templated transcription; androgen receptor signaling pathway. Lineage: Eukaryota; Metazoa; Chordata; Mammalia; Rodentia; Cricetidae. The record is from RefSeq and is a predicted model, not a curated record. Gene Ontology annotation, molecular function: zinc ion binding; steroid binding; sequence-specific DNA binding.
UUGCAUUCGCUUUCCACCUCUCAGCGUCCCCUCGGAGUCCUGGGAGCCAGCCUGCUGGGAGAACCGGAGGGUCCGGAGCAAACCUGGAGGCUGAGAGGGCAUCAGACGGGAAAAGACUGAGCUAGCCACUCCAGUGCCAUACCGAAGCUGAAGGGACACACCACGCCAGCCCCAGCUCAGCGACAGCCAAGCCUGUUGCAGCGCGGGCGGCUUCGAAGCCGCCGCCCCAGUGCUGCCCUUUCCUCUCCGGUGAAGUUUGUAAAAGCUGCGGAGGACUCAGAGGAAGCAAGGAAAGUGUCUGGUAGGACUACAGCUGCCUUUGUCCUCCUCCCCUCUACCCCCUACCCCCUCCUGGGUCCCCUCUCCAGGAGCUGACUAGGCAGGCUUCCUGGCCAACCCUCUCCCCUACACCCCCAGCUCUGCCAGCCAGUUUGCACAGAGGUAACUCCCUUUGGCUGAGAGCAGGCAGGCGAGCUUGUUGCAAGGAAGGCUUUUGGGAGCACAGAGACUGAGGAGCAACAGCACGCCUGGAGAACCCCUGGUUCCAGGUUCUCCCCCUGCACCUCCUCCUGCCAGCCCCUCACCCUGUGUGUGGAGCUAAAAGUCAAAAGAUGAAAAGGCAGUCCAGGUUUCAGUAGCCGACAACAAAACAAAAGCUAAAAGAAACCAAAAAGAAAAUAGUCUAAUUCUUAUUUGCACCUGCUUCAGUGGACUCUGAAUGUGGAAGGCAGAGGAUUUCCCUUUCCCCUCGUCAAGCUUUGAACAUCUUUUAAUCUGUUCUUCAAGUAUUUAGGGACCGACUGUGGAACUAGCAGGGCAGAUCCUGUCUAGCGCUUGCCUUGCUUUACAAGAUACUUUGAGACUAUCUGUGCGCUUUUUUUUUCCUCCUGCAAGUUUUCUUCCCUGGAGCUUCCAGCAGGUGGGCAGCUAGCUGCAGCUACUACAUCAUCAGUCAGUUGAACUCUUUAGAGCAAGAAACAAGGAGGCAGGAUAAGGGAAUUCAGUGGAAGAUACAGACAAGCUCAAGGAUGGAGGUGCAGUUAGGACUGGGAAGGGUCUACCCACGCCCCCCGUCUAAAACCUAUCGAGGAGCUUUCCAGAAUCUGUUCCAGAGCGUGCGCGAAGCGAUCCAGAACCCGGGCCCCCGGCACCCUGAGGCCGCAAGCACAGCACCUCCCGGCGCCUGUUUGCAGCAGCGGCAAGAGACUAGCCCCCAGCAGCGGAGGCGGCAGCUGCACGGCGAGGAUGGCUCUCCCCAAGCCCACAUCAGAGGCCCCACAGGCUACCUGGCCCUGGAGGAAGAACAGCAACCUUCACAGCAGCAGUCAGCCUCCGAGGGCCACCCUGAGAGCGGCUGCCUACCAGAGCCUGGGACUGCUACAGCUCCUGGCAAGGGGCUGCCGCAGCAGCUACCAGCUCCUCCAGAUGAGGAUGACUCAGCUGCCCCAUCCACGUUGUCCCUGCUGGGCCCCACUUUCCCAGGCUUAAGCAGCUGCUCCACGGACAUUAAAGACAUCCUGAGCGACGCCGGCACCAUGCAACUUCUUCAGCAGCAGCAGCAGCAGCAACAGCAGCAGGAGGUAAUAUCCGAAGGCAGUGGCAGCAGUGCAAGAGCAAGGGAGGCCACUGGGGUUCCCUCUUCCUCCAAGGAUAGUUACCUAGGGGGCAAUUCGACCAUAUCUGACAGUGCCAAGGAGUUGUGUAAAGCAGUGUCUGUGUCCAUGGGACUGGGUGUGGAAGCAUUGGAACAUCUGAGUCCAGGGGAACAGCUUCGGGGAGAUUGCAUGUACGCGUCGCUCCUGGGAGGUCCACCCGCGGUGCGUCCUGCUCCUUGUGCGCCACUGGCCGAAUGCAAAGGUCUUCCCCUGGACGAGGGCCCGGGCAAAGGCACUGAAGAGACUGCUGAGUAUUCCUCUUUCAAGGGAGGUUACGCCAAAGGUCUGGAAAGCGAGAGCCUGGUCUGCUCUGGCAGCGGUGAAGCAGGUAGUUCUGGGACACUUGAGAUCCCGUCCACUCUGUCUCUGUAUAAAUCCGGAGCGGUGGAUGAGGCAGCAGCAUACCAGAAUCGCGACUACUACAACUUUCCACUGGCUCUGACCGGGCCCCCGCACCCCCAGCCCCCUACCCAUCCACACGCCCGCAUCAAGCUGGAGAACCCUCUGGACUAUGGCAGCGCCUGGGCUGCUGCAGCCGCGGCGCAAUGCCGCUAUGGAGACUUGGCUAGCCUGCACGGAGGGAGUGCAGUCGGACCCAGCACCGGAUCGCCCCCAGCCACCGCCUCUUCUUCCUGGCACACUCUCUUCACAGCUGAAGAAGGUCAAUUAUAUGGGCCAGUCGGUGGGGGUGGCAGUAACAGCCCCAGCGAGGCAGGGCCUGUAGCUCCCUAUGGCUACACUCGUCCCCCUCAGGGGCUGGCGAGUCAGGAGGGUGACUUCUCUGCCUCUGAAGUGUGGUACCCCAGUGGAGUGGUGAACAGAGUACCCUAUCCCAGUCCCAGUUGCGUCAAAAGUGAGAUGGGACCUUGGAUGGAGAACUACUCCGGACCUUAUGGAGACAUGCGUUUGGACAGUGCCAGGGACCACGUUUUACCCAUCGACUAUUACUUCCCACCCCAGAAGACCUGCCUGAUCUGUGGCGAUGAAGCUUCUGGCUGCCACUAUGGAGCUCUCACUUGCGGCAGCUGCAAGGUCUUCUUCAAAAGAGCCGCUGAAGGGAAACAGAAAUAUCUGUGUGCCAGCAGAAAUGAUUGUACCAUUGAUAAAUUUCGGAGGAAAAAUUGUCCAUCUUGUCGACUCCGCAAAUGUUAUGAAGCAGGGAUGACUCUGGGAGCUCGUAAGCUGAAAAAACUUGGAAAUCUAAAACUACAGGAGGAAGGAGAAAACUCCAAUGCUGGUAGCCCCACUGAGGACCCAUCCCAGAAGAUGACAGUAUCACACAUUGAAGGCUAUGAAUGUCAACCUAUCUUUCUUAAUGUCCUGGAAGCUAUUGAACCAGGAGUGGUAUGUGCUGGACAUGACAACAACCAACCUGAUUCCUUUGCUGCCUUGUUAUCUAGCCUCAACGAGCUGGGUGAGAGACAGCUUGUGCAUGUGGUCAAGUGGGCCAAGGCCUUGCCUGGAUUCCGCAACUUGCAUGUCGAUGACCAGAUGGCAGUCAUUCAAUAUUCCUGGAUGGGACUCAUGGUAUUUGCCAUGGGUUGGCGGUCCUUCACUAACGUCAACUCCAGGAUGCUCUACUUUGCACCUGACCUGGUUUUCAAUGAGUACCGCAUGCACAAGUCUCGGAUGUACAGCCAGUGUGUGCGGAUGAGGCAACUGUCUCAAGAAUUCGGAUGGCUCCAGAUAACCCCCCAGGAAUUCCUGUGUAUGAAAGCCCUGCUACUCUUCAGCAUUAUUCCAGUGGAUGGGCUGAAAAAUCAAAAAUUCUUUGAUGAACUUCGAAUGAACUACAUCAAGGAACUCGAUCGUAUCAUUGCCUGCAAAAGAAAAAAUCCCACAUCCUGCUCAAGGCGCUUCUACCAGCUCACCAAGCUCCUGGAUUCUGUGCAGCCUAUUGCAAGAGAGCUGCAUCAGUUCACUUUUGACCUGCUAAUCAAGUCCCAUAUGGUGAGCGUGGACUUUCCUGAAAUGAUGGCAGAGAUCAUCUCUGUGCAAGUGCCCAAGAUCCUUUCUGGGAAAGUUAAGCCCAUCUAUUUCCACUCACAGUGAAGAUUUGGAAGCCUUCAUAGUCGAAUGCACCUUGUUCCCUUUUUCAGACGUCUUCUGCACUACUUCCCUGCAGUGCCUUGGGGGAAAUUCCUCUACUGAUGUACAGUCUGUAGUGAACUCUCCUCGGUGACAUUUCCUGGGCUUUCCUUCUUUCCUUUCCUUCUUCUCUCCCUCUCUUGCUCCCCCAUGGCACAUUUGGAAUCUGCUGCCUGUUGUGGCUUCUGCCUGUGUUCUGAGUUGUGUUGUAUUUCUUUGACUUUGUGGUGACCCUCGUGUGGCCCACUGUCAACUGUGCUCGCUUACAGCCCUGAGCUGUGUGCCAACCACGCAAGUGUUUGCUCACCUUAUGCCAUGUCAAGUUCAGAGAGCUCCAAGUAUCUGGGGGAAGAAACAGACAUAGAAAAUAAAAAGCCAAGACAGCAUUCUAGGGUUAGUUCUUCACAAUAAAUAAGUAAACAUAUAGGAUUCCCAAAGAAACCAACUAGGAGAAAGUAAAAAUCCCAGGUACAUGAGGAGUCACUGUCUCUGUUCAUCCUGUCUCUCUGUGGGAGAGUUCAGCUGUUGCUAAUGGCUGUAGCCAUCAAAGAGCAUCCGACCCCAAAGCUUACUGGUAGGAUAGAGAGAAAAUAGGACAAGGAGGGAGGAUGGAUAGCCAUUACUUCCCCACGGCCUUUGUCCCUGAGUGCUAGUGUGCUCAGUAGCAGUGCAGUUCGUUGUACUGAAAUGUGCUUCAUGUCUGAAAACUUGUCUGCAUGCGAAUACCUCCUCCUUCAAUGUCUUUUCUCUCUUAACCUCUGCUUCCACCCUCAACUGACUUUCAAUAGGUUUUCUAAGAGCUUUGAACUAAAUGUUCUCUUUAGCCAAAACUUUGGCCACUUCCACUGAAGUUAGGUCAGUGAGAAGAAAGCAGAGAGAUCUGACUCUUUGAAAGGCUCCAUUCAGAUCUAUGGCUACAUUUCUGUGUGGGAGCCAUAGAGGAGUUUGGGGGCUGGAGUCAGAGGAAAGGGAGUGAUGGCAUCACUCCCUUUAGGGACAGGAAAUGGUUGAUCCCUUGGUGAACCCACCUUUUCCUCCACUUUUAAAGGACCUAUAGACUCCUUGCAGCCACCUUUUCACUCCACAGUUCUUCAGUGUUCGGUGGGCCUGAACUUCAUUCUAAUGCAUUUAAGCCAUGGUGGUCAAGCUUGCUCACUUCUUUGGGCAUGUUUAUAGACACUGCUAAGGUCUCCCUCCCAUCACCACCAUGAAGCUUAGCAGACCAAGAGCCACAGCAUCUUUGUUUAGAUGCCAACAGUAUCAAAGACAUCUCACUCAAUGUCUUUCAUCAACAGUCAGAUUUCUGGAGCCCUUAGAUAAAUUUAAGAGAAAUCAUCAAAGGGACCAGACAAACUGGGCAGCUUUCCCUUGUCCUCCAGAGACAAUAUACUCCUAUCAAGUGGAGAAAUGUCAAUUUCCUCCUCAGAGUGAUGAAAGCAGCUACCCAGACCAUGGUGGAGGAGAAAACUAAGUAACCAGGCUGGGUAAAUGAAGACACUAGAACCAGAAAGCAUAAAAUGCUGUCCUUUCCAUCCAUCAUGCUUACUCUCCGGCAUACUCACAUGGGAAGAAGAGAGGAGGCCAAAAGAGAAUGCUGACUGCCAGUCUUCCGAGGCAAAGGCUAAAGUCAAAUGAACAGCACCUGGCUAGAUGGGCACCGGUUUGCUCAUCCUCCACUAUUGAAGUUGCUGAGUUGACCUUGGCCAAAGUCACUCAGAUUCUCCACCAGAGUGGUUGCCUCUCAGUCAGAGGGUGCAAGAUCACUGAGACAUUCUAUAGAACUGUGACUCCCAUUGGACAGAUCUGUCUGGUGUGGCAACAAACAGACUACACCCACAAACUCAGGGCAUGCCCUGGGUCACUGGUUUCAUAUAGUCCGUUGGCACCUUACUUUUUCUGUGGACUCUGCUCCUCAAUCUCGAGUGCAGGAGGAAUUCCCACCUACUCUUGCAUUUUUACAAUUCCUCCUCACUCAGCUCUUCACUUUACUGCUGAGCUUGCGAAUGCAAGGGCCAGCCCACCAGCUGCCCAUCUUAGCUGGUAUAUUGAGUUGAUUGAGAAGAUAGUGUCUGAGUGACACGAUAUGAGACACAUGAGUUUCCUUCCCUAAUUUCUGUGUUGAUAUUAAUAGCAAAACAAACUUGCAGAACAAGUUCAUUAAAUAACAAGGGAAGGAGAAUGUAAGAUCGGUGAUAUGACAGUCCGACCCUGCUGGACUAAAGCUGAACCUGACAGGUUCCCUUUUUUGAGCUAGGAUAGACAGAUUCUGAUUUGCUUUGUGAUGAUACCAUAUGGCUUAUGUACACGAUCUCUAUUAGCUGUAUUUUAAACAGAAAAAAAAAUCACCACUCUUUUCAGUUAAACUAGGUUACAUUUUAAUAGUUCCUUUACAUCUAUUUUGAAGCAAUUUCCAUCUUCUGUGGUACAUGGGUUUUAUUAUAACAUUCUAAUAUUUGUAAAUACUAGAGGUUCUUAAUUCCAUUUUCUCGAUGAAGUUUUUCAUCUUAGAGAGUUCCAGAUAAUGGCUCUUGUCUUUUUGAAUGUAUAUGUUUUUGUUUUUGCUUUUUACUUGCAAAAGCCAAAAAUCAGUGAAACAGCAGUGCAAUUAAAGCAACGCCAAGUAGAUAACUCCAAAUUUCCGAGUGGCGAAACGAGAGAAAACAGCCUACACAAGGCCUAUGCCUGCUGUUUCUGCACUGGGAUUUGAGUGAGCGAUGGAGUCAUAGCUAAGCUGUGCACUCCCACACAGGCAAAGAAGAGAUUGAGUUUGGCUUUUUCGCUUUUUGGAUUUUCUGUUUCCUUUCUUUUUGUUUUCUUUGGCCAUCAAUGUUCCAGCUAGUGUGACUGGCAGAAGUCUCAUCUUGCAAGCACUCUACUUGGCAGAGAGAGUGCUGCUGGUUCAUGGUGCUCACCUGUGAACGCCUGGCCACUGCUCCACUCAGCUGGUAAGAUGGAAGAUGAGGAUCCCUCACUGGACAAGUCAAGGUGAUCAUCUCAGAGGUUUAGAGUGCUUGAUAAGAAUGGAAGGUGAGGAUGAGAAAAAAAGGAGCACCGUGGAGAAGGCCCAUCUGGGCUGGGCAGCAGAUAGCUGCCAAAGUCACGAACUCUGUGAUUUAAAACAAAACAAACAAACAAAAAAAAACAAAAAACAAAAAAACAAAAAAAAAAGGGUCGUGUAUCGCUUUCAACUCUCAUUCACAGGGCAGCUCACUGUGUGUGAAUUCUGAGCUGACAUGGGAGUUGGCUUCUUUGUUCCGUAGAUUUUCUAUGCCACAGGCAAUAUUAUUGUUCUUGGAAAGUUCAUUAUUUUUUUAAAUUACCUAACUCUGAGAAAGGGAUUUUUUUUUGAAGGAUUCUGUCGUAUAUCUUUGAAAAACAGAAAAUCAGUAAUAUGUAUAUUUUAUGUAUGCUCACUGGCUCUAAAAAAGAAAAAAAAAAGCUUCACUCUGUCCUUUGGGUAGUUAAUUGUCCAGGUUGUGAAAUGUGCUGAUGCCAACAUCCUUUUCUGUCCACUCGAUUUCUAAAUACAUAUAGGUAUAUAUAACAAGAUAUAGUCAACACACUUUAAGAAAAACUUAUGUCCACCAUCUGCAUACUCCACAAAUUAUGUGACUUUAAGCUUCAAGCAGCUUCUAACUGUUUGUUUCAUUUAGUACAGACGUGGCCUUGCCCCCUUCUUUCUGCUAAAUUUGACAGGGCACAAAGGCCCAAGCCACCCCUUAUGCCCACCCCAAGACCUAUGCCAAUAUCACACUUCAGAAGGUUUUCUAAACACAACUGGCUUACUGUCCCUGCAUGACCCUAGCAUGGCCCUGGAUAACAAGAGUCUGACUAUAAUUCUUCUGUAUUAAUUGCCAGGGUAAGAGGUCAUUGAGCCAAAAGCAUGGUUCUCAUACUUGAGAACCGUGAAUGCUAACCUUCCCAAUCAAAUCCCCAACUGAAAGUCAAAAGAAGCCAUUUAGCAUGUGAAAUAUCUUAGACAAAGAAGCUUCUUUCCUGGCUGCCUUUACAGACAUGUUUGUUCUCACCACUUACCGCUUUAAAAAUCUUUGAGAGUAUUUUUUUUAAGUAGAAAAGGAGAUGAAAGCAUUACAUUAUGUAACCAAAGAUUAUAUUGUAUCUGCUAAGAUACCAAAAUUGUUAAGGGCAGGGAAGGAGCAAGCAUUAGCGCCUCUUUGGUAAACUAUCCAAAGACAGACUGAAGGGCUUUUCUGAUGACCUACUUAGAGACUUUGUGGGGAGGGGUUGUCUCAUAAUAUACAUAUUUACAAGUGUUGAGGAUCAUUUGGAAAAGAAGAUGGGAUUAUAGCGUCAUUCACUAACUGAUUUUAUAAGCAUAACUAGCUUUCCUUUUUUCUAGUAGUUGCAGAGCAAAUUCUUGAAGCUCCAUCUUUGCAUGGUUGGAAAUGGAGCUGGUCUUGGCCACUGUGUUUGCUAGUGCCCAUGUUAGCUUAUUUGAAGAUGUGAAGCCCUUGAUGAGAAAGGGUGCAUUUAAAAGAUUAGAUUUUGCACUAGAAAGAGGGCAGGCAGAAACCCUCAUUUCUGCCCAGUUUGGACAGCACAAAACGUUCUCUGCAGUUUAAGGCAGAAAGUUGAAAUAUAUUGUAAAUGAGUAUUUGUAUCCAUGUUUCAAAACUGAAUUAUAUAUAUAGAUGUAAUGUGUUCUGAUAGCUUUACCUUUCUCUGCACCUUUAUAUUUGGUUCCAGGUCAUAUCUGAUGCCAUGUACUUGUAAGAGAGGUUGCGGUUACAUUUUGGAUGCUCUCUCAGAAUGGAUAAGACGCCUGGAUUGAUCAGAUAGUUAAUAUCUCUUCCCAUAUUGGGCCUGGUGUUCAGGCCUUGCAAAGGGGUGGAGGAGGAAAGGGUAGGGUACAUGAUGUAUUGCACUUUACUAGCUCAAGACAGAUGAAUGUGGAAAGGGUGGUGGGAUCUCAUUGAAGUUGCCUGGGAAUCGCCAUAGGGAGAAAUCCAGAUGUGGGGCCAGGUGCCCACCAAAAAGACUGGCCAGCAUCCUCUUUGUGGGAUCUGAGCCAUUGGGAGAAGGAAGGUUAUUUCCUUGAUCUUCACCAUUCUUGUUAGAGAAGGGCAGUUGCCUGAUCUUGGGAACCUGGAGCAAAUGCUCCUUCUGUCACAUCAAUUCUUUCCGCUGCGAUUGAGGUGCUUUUGCUACUGGGUGUCCGUGUGCUCUGUUUCUGCUUUGGGAUAUGUUCUGUAAAGAUUUUGAUAAUUGAUAAUGUAUUUUUCUCUGUUAAAAUUUGUUAGUGUACUAGAAGUUAUAUCUCUGUAGGUACAGUUCCAUCACUACUUAUAAAUAGGGGUGUUUUUUUUUCUUCAAUUAAGAGUUUGACACUGGGGUCUGUUGCCCAGAGCCUCCUAACCCCCAAUCAUUCAAGAUGAAGGCAGAAAAGCCCACAUCUUGUCACUUUUCUUCUGAAAUUUCAGCCAUGGUAACAAAUCACUGGGAAUUCUCCUGUCCGUCAAAAGAACAGCAGAUAAUUGAAUUUAGCAGGCAGUGUUUUAGAGCAAAAAAAAAAACAAACAAACAAAACAACCUUUGAUCCAGCUUUAGUAUGACCCACUUUAAUCUGGUCAGAAAACAGGUAAUGUGUACUAAGUUCAGUAUAACGGGGUUCUUCUUCAUUUCCUUGUUCCAUUUGUCUCUUGGCCUUUCAUGGAAUUAAAGGAGAAGCUGUGACUGAACAGCAUGGGUAGCCUGGAAGAGUUUCUAUGUAAGCUACUCAGUAAGACUGUUGUUUAGCUGCAGAUUCCAUUGGCCAACAACAACUGGACGACACACAUAUACAUUACCCAAUGGAAAAUAAACAAUUCUGAAAUAUUGCUAUUUCUCUGCAGGCACACUGUCUGCCAUCUUGUAGUUUGAGUCAUUGUACUCUAUAUGAGAGAUAGACCAGGUUUGUAGUAUCUCAUAACCUUAGCACUGGGUACCAACUGUCAUGGAGGGAGGUGCUUAUGGGGUUGUCCUAUAAGCCACAUUGGACACUGAGAAUAGUCACUAUUGGGAUCCUCCAGGUUGAAAAAAAAAAAGAGUCCCCUCACCACUCUUAGACACACCAUCUGCUUUCCUCUAGACAGAAAGAAUAGAUACUGAUUAAGGAGUGUAUUGCAGAUGACAUCCUUACACUGUCCUUGAGAUUAAUUUGGCAGUAGGAGAGAAUAAACAAUGUAACUAGAGAUAAGAAUUAAAUUUUGAUGUGGAGAGAGCAAAGAGAGAAGGCAUUAUUCAAAAAAUUUUCAAAAGAAACAAAUGAAUUUUGCUUGGAAAGUCUUUUGAUGGGGCUUCAGUUCUCAGAGCGGCACAUGGCCUCCACUGGGCAGCAGGACCGGCCCCAAGCGCUAGCGUUCUCUUCUCUUUUUGUGAUCUUGGACUCCUUUGUUGUUCUAAAUACAAUUAAAAAUGGCAGAAACUUGUUUGUUGGAAUACAUGUGUGACUCUUGGUUUGUCUCUGCGUCUGGUUUUAGAAAUGUCAUCCAUUGUGUAAAAUAUUGGCUUGUUGGUCUGCCAGCUAAAACUUGGCCACAGCCCCUGUUGUGGCUGCAGGCUCAAGUUAUUGUUAACAAAGAGCCCCAAGAAAAGCUGCUAAUGUCCUCUUAUCACCAUUGUUAAUUUGUUAAAACAUAAAACAAUCUAAAAUUUCA